Daldinia caldariorum is the source of this 336-nucleotide messenger RNA. RefSeq lists its product as uncharacterized. The transcript has a single exon. NCBI's taxonomy places the organism in Eukaryota, Fungi, Ascomycota, Sordariomycetes, Xylariales, Hypoxylaceae. The record is from RefSeq and is a predicted model, not a curated record. The coding region runs from base 1 to 336 and encodes 111 amino acids.
AUGCCUCCCUCCAGCGAUCCCGACGAGAUCAAGUCCAUAGAUGACCUCGAAACGGUACUGUCGAACAUCAUGGACCUCGAGAGCGAUAUCGAAGGCGAUAUUGUCGAGGACGAGAUUCUACCGGCGUGGAAGUUUCGGAAGUUCAACGAGUGCAUGGACUGGAUCGUGGAUACCUGGAAGAAACUCAACGAAGCCGAGGACCUGGAUGUCUUCAGAGGGGGGUACGAGCAGGCACGAAUCUCUGCCGCGCUGAAGACCCUCAAGUCGAUCGAAUCCAAGAUCCAAACCGCCUUCGACGAGAGCACCGAGCAGGAGGAGCUCCAGGACUCCGACUAA